Dibothriocephalus latus is the source of this 843-nucleotide messenger RNA. The record is from the annotation of a GenBank genome assembly. Lineage: Eukaryota; Metazoa; Platyhelminthes; Cestoda; Diphyllobothriidea; Diphyllobothriidae.
AUGGACCCUGCUGCUGAAGAUACCUCCGAUGACCUCUUUGCGAGCCAUCGAAGCUUGAGCAUUAACGCAUAUUCAAAACUGUCCAGCUUUUGGAAUUCUUCAAGCACACGCAGCCCCGUUGCCUCUCGAACCAGGCCUAUUAGGUCGAAACUGCGCUCUCGCCCCGGCAGCUUGCUGAACUCGGCACACUUAAAUUUCCCCAAUUUCUCCUCCUAUGAACGGCACCAAUUGAUUACUACAGGCAGUGAUACGGGUGAUUCCGCCGCAUCGCACAAACCAAAGUCAGGCAACAGCGGCGACACAGAUUCCCUGCACAAACCAAAGUCAGUUUUGAUGGAGGAGAGCGCCAGCAGAAGGUUGGAGAUGUUGGCUGAAGAUUCACCUCUGCGAAUUCAACCAGAACCAUCCUUGCCGGUAGUUUUCAGUACACCGGGUCCAACAUUUGAUCAUGCGACACGUUCGGAAGUUCUGUUGAACGGUGCGCAAUUUACUCCGAUCCCAUUUACGGACCUUACAAACAGCUCCGGAGAGGUGACGAGCCGCACCGCGUCCAUGCACUUAUCUGCGACAAGUUCAGCAAGUCAGAAAAGCUUGAUGUCACCCUCCGGCGACCAACAUGUCGUCCUCUCUCCUUCCCAAAACAAAAGUUUGACGGGUUCGAAUCCUUCGCUCACCACCUCCACUUCGUCACCAGAAGCAGCUCCAACGGCCACCGCCUUGGGUAAAAAAUCAGAUGCUCAAAUGAAACGUCGCCUCACUCGGCAGUUCCGUCCCAGUCUGCCCAGUCUCAGCGAAUCCUACAUCGUACGUGUGUUAGAUUUCUCGCUCCUUGAUUACUCCUAA